AGGUGGUGCCCCUGCGCGUGAUCGGCCCCCGGGACGCCGCGCGGGACGCGGCGGCGCUGCUGUGGGCCCGCUACGUCUUGGGCCAGAAGACCGCCGGAGUCCUGCAGGCUCCCGGCCAGGUGCAGGGCAUGUCCAGCAUGAUGGCCGGCGACUUCAAGGGCGACCUCGCCGCUCUGGAGUCCGAGCAUUCGGUGGAGGUGCACCAGGCGGACACGCUGCUCUGGAUUGCGGGCAAGAACGCCCAGAACGUCACCACGGCCAAGCGGCUGCUGCAGGAGAUGCUGGAGUUCUACAUGCCAGAAGGGUUCCACCUGCGGAAGGGCUUGAGCAAGCAGGAGGUGGAGGCCUUGUGUCAGGACCCUGGCAUGAUCUGCAGGACGUCUGCAGACCCAGAGGUGCGGCAGGCCAGCACAACUUAA
This is a messenger RNA of Prorocentrum cordatum, 419 nucleotides long. NCBI's taxonomy places the organism in Eukaryota, Dinophyceae, Prorocentrales, Prorocentraceae. The record is from the annotation of a GenBank genome assembly.